AUGGACAUCGAACAGAAAGAUCCUCAGGUAGAGUUGCGUGAGGAUGUCGAGCUUGAUCCCGUGAAGCUCAAGAAGCUGGUCCGGAAGAUCGACUUAUGGUUGAUGCCAGCCAUUUGGAUCAUCUACCUUCUGUCCUUUGUCGAUCGAACCAACAUCGGCCUGGCAAAGGUGGCCGGCAUGGAGGACGAACUGAAUAUCAGCGCGAAUGAAUACUACCUCACGAUAGCGCUGUUUCAAGUCGGUUAUGUUGUCGCAGAGAUUCCGUCCAACAUGAUCCUGUCCGUGACUCGACCAUCGCUCUAUAUCCCGACUCUGAUGGCACUAUGGGGUGCUGUUGCAGCCGCUCUUGGAGCUGUGAAGACCACUCAGCAGCUGAUCGGUCUUCGUGUCUUGCUCGGCAUAUUCGAGGCCGGCUUCAGCCCUGCUGUCCUGUUUUUGAUUUCGACGUGGUAUCGCCCAGAAGAGCAGUCCAAAAGGUUCAUCACCUUCCUGAGCGCAGCCAUUAUGUCCGGAGCAUUUGGAAGCAUCGUCUCUGGUGCUAUCACAUCCGGUAUGGACGGAGCCCAUGGAAUUCCAGGUUGGCGGUGGCUGUUCAUUAUUGAGGGCGUGGCCACAGUCGGAGCCGCGCUCGUCGCCCCGUUUUUCCUGUUGGACUAUCCGUCCACCAGCAAGCGGCUCACCGAGGAGGAACGUUACAUGGCCUUCGAGCGACUCCAGCGCUCGGGUGUGACGAGUCCACACCACCAACAGAGCCGUGCCGGGCACGUAAAGGCACUUACCGGGGCGAUACUCAAUUGGAGAGUUUGGCUUUUGUCGCUGGCUUACAUGUCCGUGGUGGGAUCGCUGUCGCUCAGCUACUUUUAUCCCACGCUUGUCAAAGGUCUGGGCUAUAGUUCGACCAACGCGCAGUUCAUGACCGCCCCGCUAUUCGUGGUAGCACUGGUGAUUGCAAUCCCUACCUGCAUCCUCGCGGACAGAAUGUCGAAAAGAAACGGCUAUUUCGCCAACAGAGCGUUCUUUGUGACGGUGGUGCUCGGAACUGGGGGCAUAUUUUGUGCGCUAGCUGCUGGCAUCCAUGCGUACGUUCCUCGCUACGUCUUUCUCUGCUUCAUCAAUUCGGCCAUCUGGACAGCGAAUCCACUUGCCCUGUCAUUUGCGAGCACGUGUUUGAGAUCGGUCGACCCGGAGCAGAGAGCGGUAUCACUGGCAAUCAUCAAUGGAUCCGGAAAUCUGGCUCAAUUGUAUGGCAGUGCGCUGUUUCCAGGCACUGAUGCGCCGGUUUACCUCAAAGGGUUCGGUGUUUACGCAGGACUGUUGAUCAUCGGGGCUAGCAUGUACUCGGCGGCCUAUUUUGCAUUCCAGAAGUGGCCGUUCAAGCGGUCUCCAGAGGUUGAGGAGUAG
Messenger RNA from Cyphellophora europaea CBS 101466, 1401 nucleotides. RefSeq lists its product as uncharacterized. Gene Ontology annotation, cellular component: membrane. The coding region runs from base 1 to 1401 and encodes 466 amino acids. Gene Ontology annotation, biological process: transmembrane transport. The transcript is spliced from 7 exons. NCBI's taxonomy places the organism in Eukaryota, Fungi, Ascomycota, Eurotiomycetes, Chaetothyriales, Cyphellophoraceae. The record is from RefSeq and is a predicted model, not a curated record. Gene Ontology annotation, molecular function: transmembrane transporter activity.